Messenger RNA from Scutellospora calospora, 531 nucleotides. The record is from the annotation of a GenBank genome assembly. Lineage: Eukaryota; Fungi; Glomeromycota; Glomeromycetes; Diversisporales; Gigasporaceae.
CAAGAUAUACUGUUUUCUGAAGAUCUCAAUACUACUCUCUUCAAUAAUGAAAAUCAAAGUGCUAAUGAUCCACAAGCCACUAUACAUCAGUUAUUAGAUGUUAUUAACUUUGAUAAUGUAAUGUUGGCUAUGAGUAAAGCCAGAUUCUAUAUACAGCUUAUUCUAUCUCACUGGUAUCAAGAAGACAAAGAUGCAUCGAACAAACCUUUUAUUAUUGCUGAUAAAUUCUAUGAUGAUUCAAUUAACUUAUUACAAAAGAAUAGACUAUUCAAUUAUAUAUAUGCUAUUGAUAAUACUAACAAUAACAAUGAACUGCAAAUGAAUAUCUUAAAGCAAAAAUUUAUGCAUAGGCAUCUUCAUAAAUUUACUGAUGAUGAGUCUUCUGAUAGAUCCUCUAAUAAAGAAUAUAGUCAAGAUAACUUUUUAAGCGAUAAGAAAAAUGGUAGUAUUAGUUUACAAAAUCCAAAAAAGCGAUAUAACAGAGAAAGAUCACUAGAUACAAAACAUUUUAAAGCAUCUUAUGAAAAUUAA